Messenger RNA from Oldenlandia corymbosa var. corymbosa, 2451 nucleotides. The record is from the annotation of a GenBank genome assembly. Lineage: Eukaryota; Viridiplantae; Streptophyta; Magnoliopsida; Gentianales; Rubiaceae.
AUGCUGUUCAAUGAACAUCGGACUGUUCUCCUAUUGCUUUAUUCAGUCAUGUUUAUCAAGUUUAUGUUGUUCCAACAGGGUUCAAAACACAUGCAAGCAAGUCCACUCUCAUCCGAAGUUCACCCUCAGAAAAGAUUGGGACGAACAUUUUCUGACUUCUUACUCUAUAGAUCCUCUGAAUGUUCUCCUCAGAGAGAUUUGCUCACAAAUUCCUCAAGCUUGAUGUCAUACAGGAAUACUGAUGAUGAAAAUGGUAAAAACUCUGCUGAUAGUUCACGAGUUAGUUCCACCAGUGCACUUUCUUCCUCGAGUCAGAAGUCCUUUUUUGAAGAUUUUGAUGACCUUAAUGAUAUUUACUUUUGCGGAAAAGGGACUGGUGAUGGUUUCCUGGGUGGGGGUCAGCACAAAAUUGGAGAUCUAUCUGGUGCAGAAGCAGAUGCUUUUCUGCCAAAGGUUCUGGAAUCUGCUCAGUUACUAGAUGUUCUUGAUAUUGCUUGUGGCAGUACGCAUGCUCUCCUAGUCACCAAACAAGGGGGAGUUUUUAGUUGGGGUGAGGGUUCAGGUGGUAAGCUAGGUCAUGGAGUAGAAACUGACAUUCAUAACCCCACACUUGUAGAUACUCUAAGUGGAUUGAGUAUUAAAGUAGUUGCUUGUGGAGAAUAUCAUUCUUGUGCUCUUACAGCAGCUGGUGACCUGUAUACUUGGGGUGAUGGAAUUCAUAACGUAGGACUUCUUGGUCAUGGAAAUGAAGUUAGUCACUGGACUCCUAAAAAAGUAACUGGCCAGAUAGAGGGUUUGCACAUUUCAUUUGUUUCUUGUGGACCUUGGCAUUCAGCAGCUAUAACAUCAUUGGGUCAAUUAUUUACAUUUGGAGACGGUUCCUUUGGUGCUCUAGGUCAUGGAGAUUGUUCCAGUACAAGUACUCCACGAGAAGUUGAAAGUUUGAAAGGACUUCGAACAGUGAUGGUUUCUUGUGGAUUUUGGCACACUGCAGCUGUAGUAGAUGUUUCUGCGAGAACAGAAAAUUCUAGUGCCUCAACAGAUGGAAAGCUUUUCACUUGGGGAAAUGGUGACAAUGGCCAACUCGGACAUGGGGACAAAAAAUCUAGACUUGUACCCUGCUGCAUUACUACCUUGGGUAAAGAAAGCUUCCGCAAGGUGGCUUGUGGUCACAGCAUUACAGUUGCUCUUACAACCUCGGGUAAUGUAUACACAAUGGGAAGAGCAGAAUAUGGACAGCUUGGCAACCUUGGAAACAAUGGCAGUUUACCCUCUCGCGUGCUGGGAAAAAUUAAAAACAUCUUUAUAGAAGAUAUAGCUUGUGGAUCUUUCCAUGUUGCAGCCCUGAGUUCAACAUCUGAAGUUUACACCUGGGGAAGGGGAAAAAAUGGUCAAUUAGGGCAUGGAGACGGCAUUGAUCGGAACACUCCCACUCUGGUCGAAUCUUUGAAGAACAAAAAAGUGAAGGCUGUAGUUUGUGGGAGCAAUUUCACUGUUGCCAUUUGUCUAUACAGACGAUCAUCUCUUGCGGACCGUUCAGUUUGCUCAGGUUGCUUUCAUCCAUUUAACUUCAAAAGGAAGCGCCACAAAUGCUAUCACUGUGGGCUGUCUUUCUGUAGAGCAUGCUGCUUUAAAAAAUCUCUAAAAGCUUCCCUGGCGCCAGAUGAAAACAAAACAUAUCAUGUAUGUGACUGCUGUUUUAACAAACUGAAGAGAAACUCUGAUUCAUCUCUGGCUUCUCUACCUCCAAAUCCAAAGUUCUCAAAAGGAAACAAGGAACGAAGUACAGUUGAGUCCAAGGAAAAGGAAUCCUUGGACAUUAAAUCACGCAGCAUCAUUUCCAGACUCACUUCUUUUGAUUCAACCAAAAGGUCUGAUGCACGGGAAUUGCAGAGGAGCCACAAGUCAAACUCAGUUAGUGGGAAUAGCUCUCCAAGCUAUAGUGAAAUCUCUCAGUGUGACAGGUCCUGCAUAUCGAGUUCAUCAAAGCCUGUCUUAGACUACUCUGACAAAGCAUGCAUCUCUCUUCCUGGUUCAGCAAUGCAUUCUCAAGCUGUAUCUCCUGUCUCUGGGGGAUCAAGUCCACAAAGCUUGCCAAUGGUUACAUCUUCAACAGCUUCUUUUCCCUUCCUUGAACUCAGUACUGACAAUCUAAAGCAGAAGAAUGACGACGUCAAAGAUGAAGUUUUAAUGCUGCGAGAACAGGUGGAUUAUCUCAACCGCAGAUCUGAUUUCCUGGCAUCUGAACUGGAAAAAACAUCAAGCAAAAUACUGGUAGCUAGGGAAUUAGCCAGGACCGAAGCAGAGAAAAACAAUGCUGCAAAGCUAGUGAUUAAAUCACUUAUGAUUCAGUUAAAAGAUAUGGCAGCAAGAGUACCUCCAGCGGCUUCCUGCAGCAGGACAUCAGAUUCUUUUCUAGAAAACAACUGCAAUUCAAUGAGCAUUUCUUAA